AUGGAUGCUGAAAAGAUAAAAAAUAAGCGUAAAGCACUUAAAUGCAGUGCCACUAAGUUCGUUAAAAGUUUAGACGUCACUUUAGUAAAUGAAACUAAUGUGCGUAAUUUAGAAGUAUUAUACAAUCAAUUAACUGAUAAAAUUGACUGUCUUAAAGUGGCUGAUAAUGAGCUUCUUAAUGUUAUCGAAGCAAAAGAUAUCGAAAAAGAAGUUGAACAAUGUGAAGAUUUCAUGGAAAAUUUAAUUUUCUAUAAAUGUCAAAUUACUCAAAGAAUAGCAGCUCUAACACCUCCGGCUGUACCUCCUACUAUUAACCCCGCUAAUUUAUCAAAUUCAACAUUGGAACUUAGUGGUCUAGUACAUCAAGAAACUAGAUCGUCGAUUAAAUUGCCAAAGCUAACUGUUAAUAAAUUCUACGGUGACCACAGGUAUUGGCUAGAAUUCAUUAGUCAGUUUGAAAAUGCAAUAGAUAAAAAUAGCGGCUUAUCUAAAAUUGAGAAGCUUAUUUACCUUAAGAAUUUAGUAGGUGGUGCUGCAGCUAAAGCAAUUUCCGGAUUCGCAUUAACAGAAAGUAAUUAUGAUGCAGCCUUGGAACUUUUAAAAUCUAGAUUCGGACAAAAGAAUUUGCUCAUUAAUGCGCAUUUAGGAUCGCUUUUGAACAUGACUCCCAUAAAAAAUACAAGUGAUACGAACAGUUUGAGAAAAUUAUACGAUAAAGCUGAAACUGAAAUUAGGAAUUUAGAAAGCUUGGGAAUAAAUUCAGAAUCGUACGGUAAUCUCUUAACACCGAUAAUUUUGAAAGUAUUGCCCUCUGAAUUGACUCUUGAAUUUAGUAGAAAGAAUAAAAGUGAUAAUUGGGAUUUGAAAGCUCUUCUCGAGUUCUUAGGUGAAGAAAUACAAAGUCGCGAAAGAGCUCAAUCUUUUCAUUCUCCCGUAAAAGAAAAACAAAAUUCGACCCAUCCGCUCCAAGAACGCAAUCGAGGCGCUUCCGGGUCAAAAUCUUCUACAAAAGAUACUUUUCGAAAACAGAAAAGUUUCAAUUCUUCAGCGGCUGAACUCUUAGUCAAUCAUACAGUUGCUAGUUCAAAAUGUGUGUUUUGUGGUUCGAACUUGCAUGAUUCAGUUUCGUGUGACUCGGUAAGCAUAGAAAUGAAACGGGAUUAUUUGAAAAGAAAUAGACUUUGCUUUUUUUGCUUUUCGAAUAGACACUCAAUUUCUUCUUGUCCAAAGCUUAAAAAAGAAAAAGGUUGUUCGUUUUGUGGUUUAAAAUCGCACCCCAAAACACUUUGUUAUCGGUUUUAUCAGAAUUCGGAUAAAACAACUUUCACCCCGCCCCAAGAAGAAUCUGAUGAUAAUGUUACUAACGUUUCUUCUUGUCAAACUGAAAACAAAUCGCAAAGGGUUUUAUUGCAAACCGCAUCGGUCGUUGCUCGUUAUAACAAUCAAUAUAGAAAUUGUCGUUUGUUAGCCGACACAGCGGCUCAAAGAAGUUUUGUAGAUAGGAAAUUUUCAAGAUUGUUGAAACUUCCCAUUAUUCGAAAAGAAAAUCUAACAGUUUAUUCCUUCGGAGAUAAGUCUCCUAUUGAAAAAACGUUUAAUGUAGUUAAAAUAAGAUUGGAAAAUAAAGAAGAUCCGAAUUCGUAUUUGGAAAUCGAGGCGUUAGAAACAGAAAAAAUAUCCGCGGCACAUAUUCCGCCGCCUGCAGUAGAUAUUUCCAUUUAUAGCAAGCAUUUGAAAGGUUUGAAAUUAGCUGAUACUUCGAAUAAGGACGCUAGUGUUUCAGUUUUAAUCGGUGCUGAUAACUAUUAUGACGUCAUGACAGGUAGAAUUAAACGUAUUAAUCGAAAACUUGUAGCUGCUGAGUCGCUCUAUGGGUGGUGUUUAAUUGGAAUAUCAGGCUCUUCAAAUAGAAAUUCAGGUGAUUCUUUCGCCAUGAAAGUAAUGGUUGAGGAAAACAUUUCAAAACAAUUGGAGACAUUUUGGCUACUAGAAAAUCUUGGAAUCGAACCAGCUAACGAUGAUGUAAGUUGUAAUGAUAACAAAACUUUACGAAAAUUCGAAGAUAGUAUUCGCUUCCAAGAUGGUAGAUAUGUGGUUAAACUCCCUUGGAAGGAUAAUUUUAAAGAAUCGCUUGAAAACAAUUACGAAGUGGCAUAUGAAAGAUUUUCAAAAUUGUGCUACAGGUUUCAAAAUGAUCAUUCUUUGUAUUCAGAGUAUAGGAGGGUUGUGAAUAAUUACAUAGAGCAAAACAUUGUAGAGCGUGUUCCUGAAUCAAGUGUAGCAGAUAGUCCAGAAUUCUAUUUGCCCCAUAGGGCAGUAAUUCGAGAUGAUAGGGUGUCUAGUAAGCUGAGAGUUGUUUUCGAUGCGUCUUCGCAUAAAAAGGGCAAGUUUUCGUUAAAUGAUAGUUUGCAUAUUGGACCUAAUUUAUAUCCUGAUUUGUUUGAACUGUUGUUGUCAUUUCGAAAGCAUCCAAUUGCGUUCACAGUUGAUAUUAAACAGGCAUUUUUGAAUGUAGCAAUUGACGAGUCGGAUAAAAAUGUAACAAAGUUCUUUUGGACUGAAAAUCCAUAUUCCUUUUCAGACUCUUUAGAAGUUCUAAGGUUCAAUCGUGUUCUCUUCGGAAUAAAUAGUUCCCCCUUUCUCUUAUGUGCUACUAUUAAACACCAUUUGAAGAAGUAUUCUUCUAUUUUUCCGCAGACUCACGAACUGUUAAACAAAUUUUGUUACGUCGAUGACAUCAUAGGAGGUCAAAAUACUCUUGCAUCGGCAUACGCAACUAGUUUAGAAUGCGUCCAGAUCUUUAGAGAAGCAAAUAUGCCCUUGCACAAGUGGGCUACUAAUUCUGCUGAAUUGCGAAAACUUUGGGAGAAGAACGGGUUUUCUACUGAAACGUCAUCAAACCCAAUUGGUCAAAACAUGAUAAACUAUAAAGUAUUAGGCAUUUCCUGGGACGCUGACAGGGAUUUAUUUUAUUUUAACGUAGAAAAUCUGAUAUCCCUUGUAUCGAAAGGAAUUGAUACAAAAAGAUUCCUGUUGCAAGUUGCUGGUCGAAUUUUUGAUCCUAUAGGAUUUGUAGCUCCUUACGUAAUUCGUUUGAAGAUUCUCAUUCAACGCGUCUGGGAAAUGGGUCUUCUUUGGGACCAGGAAAUGCCCCAAGUUAUCAAAAAACCCUUCAGACAAUGGUGUCUUGAACUGAAAGGCUUAAGUUUAGUUGAAAUCCCUCGCUCUUAUCAUUUCACGGACUCCUACACAGUUGAUGUGCAACUGCACUCCUUUUCGGAUGCAUCUAAAAAGGCCUACGGAACUGUAAUAUAUUUUCGAGUCAUUAAGACUGACGGGACUAUAACGACUAGUUUUAUCACUUCCAAGAGCAGGGUUGCCCCGUUAAAGACUCUUUCUUUGCCGAGGUUGGAAUUGAUGGGAGCACUGCUUUCUGCUAGGUUGUGUGCUAAAGUCUCUAAAGCUUUAAAAUUUGAGAAAUCCUGCUUUUUUCAUACGGAUUCCUCUCUAGUUUACCAUUGGAUUAGAGGGGAACCGUCCUGUUACAAACCUUUCGUCAAAAAUAGGAUAGAGGAGAUUCAAAGACUGACUGAACCACCGAAAUGGAAUUUUUGUCCUGGGAGGGACAAUCCAAGCGAUAUUGUAAGCAGAGGAAUAUCUGUUCGGGAAUUGAAAGAUAGUCAACUUUGGUGGCACGGACCACCCUGGCUUAGCCAAACAGAGCAGUUUUGGCCAAAAAUAGAGGCCCAAAACGUCAGCAAUCAUGACCUAGAACUAAAGAGUAAAUUUAGAGAAGUUUCGCAAAAUGAAGUAAUCCUCGAAAAUCGCGAAAAGCUCAUUAACAUUGAUAAAUUUAGCAGUUAUCUCAAACUAUUGCGAGUAACUGCCUUCGUAUUUCGAUUUAUACACAACGCAAGAAAUACGUCGAAAAAUAAAGGUGCUCUCGAAACAGAUGAGCUUAAAUUGUCUGAAGAAUACUGGAUUAAAGAAACCCAGAAAGAAGCUUAUUGGUUAGAAAUAGUCGAUUUAGAAAGAUCUCAAAAAGUUAGCAAUGGUUCAAAAAUUCGUUCUCUAGUACCUUUCUUAGAUCCCAGGAAUAUUUUGCGAAUAAAAGGGAGAUUAGAUGAAUCAGAAUUUUCUCUAGACGAGAAACAACCCAUCCUUCUACCAAAAAACUCUAAAUUUUCGGAAUUAUUAAUCUUACAUGAGCAUACUAAGAACUUUCAUAUCGGAGUAACAGCUACUCUAGUAAUGCUUAGAAGAAAGUUUUGGAUAGCGAAGGGGAGACAACUCGUGAAGAAAGUACUUAGAAAAUGCUUCAUUUGUAGAAAAUACAAAUCCAAACCAGCAAACGAAAUAACAGCGCAACUUCCGAAAGACAGAAUUGUAGAGAAUCCACCUUUUGAAAUUUGUGGCCUUGAUUUUGCAGGAGCUAUUCUUUACAAAUGUGAUAAGGAAGUUAAAAAGGCUUAUUUUGCAAUUUUCACCUGUGCUGUAACUAGAGGAAUUCACUUAGAAUUAGUGUCCUCCAUGUCUACAAAGAAUUUCUUACUAGCCUUUAGAAGAUUCAUUUCCAGGCGAGGUAGUUGCAGCGUUGUUUAUUCGGAUAACGCAAAAUCAUUCAAAGCCGCAAAUAAAGAUCUAAUGUACUUCUAUAACAUUCUACAAGAUUCGGAAUUUAAAGAUUUUAUAUCUUCACGUGGCAUUAAUUGGAAGUUUAUCGUAGAAAGGGCGCCCUGGUGGGGCGGAUUUUACGAACGUCUCGUAAAAUCAGUGAAAGAUCCACUCAGAAAAGUUCUCGGAAAAGCUCUUCUCACGUUUGAAGAACUUUCAACUGUUUUGACUGAAAUCGAAUACGUCGUUAAUUCGAGACCUUUAACAUACGUUACUGAUAAUUUUUCUGAGCCCAAGCCAUUAACUCCUCUUGACUUUUUGCAAUAUGGAAGGAAAAAUCACGACUAUCCAUUUAAUUUUGCUGAGUUAGUUAAUCGAGUGUCAACAAGAGAGUCCUUGUUAAAAAGAAAGCAGUAUCAAACGACACUUUUGAAACAUUUUUGGGUUAAAUGGAAAGAACUAUAUCUACUUAAUUUGAAAACAGUUCACCAUUUCAAAUCGCCUAACGUUCACAAAGAAGUAAAGAUGAAUGAUGUAGUGCUCGUCGAAGGAACUUCAAAAUCUAAACUACUAUGGGACUUGGGAAUCGUUCAAGAAACUUUUCAAGGUAGAGAUGGACAUAUCAGAGCUUGUGUCGUCAAAACCAAAAAGGGACUUAUCAGAAAACCUGUGCAGCUGAUAUAUCCCCUUGAACUUUGUGAAUGA
This is a messenger RNA of Uloborus diversus, 5319 nucleotides long. RefSeq lists its product as uncharacterized. The transcript has a single exon. Gene Ontology annotation, molecular function: nucleic acid binding. The coding region runs from base 1 to 5319 and encodes 1772 amino acids. Gene Ontology annotation, biological process: DNA integration. The record is from RefSeq and is a predicted model, not a curated record. NCBI's taxonomy places the organism in Eukaryota, Metazoa, Arthropoda, Arachnida, Araneae, Uloboridae.